AGGAGUCUUGUUAGGUCAGAAAAAGAGGCGGGACGGGGUGGAGUGAGGAGACCAAGUUACCGACGAACAUGAACGAUCGAUAACGCGAUGAAAUAAUUGAGGAAGAGCUAAUUAAAGUAUAUUGGUGUGAGUGUGUGUGUGUGUGUGUGUGUGUGUGUGUGUGUGUGUGUGUGUGUGUGUGUGUGUGUGUGUGUGUGUGUGUCGCGGGAAGGCCGUGCGUGGCGGCGCGAGCCUGAGCACUGAAGGCCUGGAGGCGUUUCUUGUUCCCUUCGCUGACUCGUCCACUCGGCUAAAGAAUAUUUUCCCUCAGUAGUGAGAGGAGUACAGGCGGGGUGGGGAGGGAGGAGUGGGUCAAGAGCGCGGCGUCAGCAAAGGAUGAACUACGGCGUCAGGAGGGCAGCGGCGGUGUCAGAGGGAGGGAGGACAUCAGGUAUGAUGGCUUAAUUACUGCGUGGGACCGCGGCAGGUGGGGCCCGUCACACCUGGACAAUAUCAAGUUAUCACAACGCGUCCACCUGAAGAGGCUGACGGGACAGAAUGACCCAGCGCGGGGGAAAGGCAGCCUCCUCCCCCCCGCCGCCUCGGACUGAGGUGCGACGCGGGAGCCACCUCGCCUCUCCUGCAGCGGGCCGAGGCAGGGCACAGGUGCGGCGUGUCCGGCUGCGGGAGGCGGUGCAGUGAGGGUCGGAGUGUUACCUUCAGCGCCAUUUGACUCACUAGUGACGGGCAAGUGUCGCCGCGAGGAUGUCGAGUCGCGCAUGUCCCGAGCUGACCGAUUCAGACUCCGCCCAUGACUCCGCCCGCUCCUGAGGUCCUCCCCCGCCCCCUGCGACCUCCUCUCCAAGGCGGAGUUUCGCGUCUGGCCCGGCGCCUUCCCGUCGCCUCCACACGUCCUGGAGGGUUUGCCAAUAUGAUAUCCAACAUUUAUGCUUUCAAGUAUCAUAUGCCAACUCAUAAUUCAUAUCGGGCAGCAAACAAUGCUCUAAAAGAGUAGUGCACCACUUGGCGGACGCUCCGCCUCAAGCCGUGACCCCGCCCUCACCAGGACGGCGCCCCGCCCCCGGCAGCGUGAGCGGGGCGCGGCGGGGUGGUUGAGUGGGGCCGAGCCGGGGCCUCAGAGCAGUGGGAACACCGGCUGCGUACGGUGGUCCUGCUCUUCGCCGCCGCUCACACCCCGCUAGUGUCGGCCAGCGUCGCGCCGCGGACCGUCACCAACAGCCAGUGGGUCGCUGUCACCCAGACAUCUGUCAAGCACGUGUUGACCUGUGACGCCUUGUGUUAGGGAAGUGGUGGCCGCGCCAGUGCGAGUACCUUGUGACGUUUGUGUGUCUCAGAAUAGUAAAGUGCCGCCGACUGAAGCUUCUCGCUGCCGCUAGUCUACUCUAACACCCCGCCGCCAAGACUGACAACCGUCGCAUCCCAGUGGCAGGGGCCGCCCAGAGUGUCGCCGGUGUGUGGGGCCGCGAGGUUUGUGAGUGUUGAGCGGCGGCCCCAAAGAUGUGGCGGCGCCGGGCAGCGGCAGCGGCAGGGGCCCCGGCAAGUGCCUGAGUCGCCUCGCUGUGAUGAUGCCCAGCUCUGAGGGAGAAGUGAAGGCAGCACAAAUAGCGAGCGAGGAACAGCGGGUCACAGCCAGCCGCCUGCAGGAGACGACGAUGGCCCAGGUGGCGCCCGAAGUGGUUAUCGGCAGGUCGCCGGCCAGGAUCAACCCAAAGAGAAAACCCGACAAGUCAAAAAUAUUCAGAAUACGAACAAGUGAGGCGGACGAGCCAUACAUCUGUCCUUACUGCCGCGCCGAGUUGGGGUCCCGUGAGCAGCUGGAAGAGCAUCGGCUGGCGUGUGGUCGCGAGCCGCCCGUACUCCCCGUCCCCGACACCCCUCGCCAGCCGCCCCAUGAUGUCAAUCAUCCAGAUGAGGUACGGCGCCACCAGGAUGUGGCAAACAACAACCAGGCGCACGCCCUCAAGGCCCGAGAGGCGCCCGAACCAGCCACACCCGAGUCCCGCGAGUCCUCGGUGGACCGAAACAAUGGCUACGACAGUGACAGCAACCCCGUGGAGAGCGGCUCCCUGGCGCAGAUCAGACAACUAUUGGCGCAGUCCACCGGCCUCCCACAGGUCGGACCCAUCGCACAGCAGCUGGCGCAGUCCAACUUGGCGCUGGAGGCCAUCCAGAACACCAGGAUGGCCCUGGCGCAAUUCGCCACCAACGCCAUGAACAACACCAACGCGAAUUCUCCCAACAACUCACAAACGAUGCAAGAGUUUGCGCUGUUGCAGGGAACGCUGUAUACGCUGCAGCACCAGCAGAUGAUGCAAUUGCAGCUCAUCCAACAACUGCAGGCGCAGCUCUCCAUUAAGAGCAAAGAAGGAAGCCCUGGCCUGCCAAAUUUUCCGGAGGGAGAGUCAAAGAGCACAAGCGAGUCCACUGAUCGACUGGAGACGCCCUCCUCACCAACACCCACUCCUCGACCCCCGCCGCCCACAACCACUGAGAGCAGCCACAGCAGCAGUUCUUUCAUUAGCACACUCAUGGAAAGAUUCAAGGUCCCGCCCACCAGUGAGCCCAGCAGCACCGAGCGUCCGCCUGUCAGCUCGCCGCUGUGUCCCGCAAGCACCAGCGGCCCUCCGCCGACGUCAGAUCCACGCGACCGACCGCUCUCCCCUCCCAUGACGGCUUCCAGCAUCGCGUCAUCCGUGAUUCAGCACACCGAACCGCCGCCGCCAGACGAACCCAACACCCUCGAGAUGCUACAGCGCACCGCCAACAACGUCCUCAACAAUGCCUCCCAGGGACUCCUAACAAGCCGCCUAAUUGACGACCACAGACCCAAUGACGGCAAGGAUCCUUAUUACAAGCACCGCUGCAGGUACUGCGGCAAGGUGUUCGGCAGCGACUCAGCUCUCCAGAUCCAUAUCAGGUCCCACACUGGGGAGCGUCCCUUUAAAUGUAAUAUCUGCGGUAACAGAUUCACAACGAAAGGAAACCUUAAGGUUCAUUUUCAGCGUCACGCGGCAAGGUUCCCUCACGUCAAAAUGAACCCGCACCCAGUACCCGAACACCUCGACAAGUUCCACCCGCCGCUGCUGGCCCAGCUGGGGGAGCUAAAGGAAUUUCCAUCUCCCCCUACAGGGCCACCAAACCCCUUCACUUCCCUCCCCGGCGGCCCCGCCCUACCCCCUUACCGCCUGCCCGGACCUCCACCAUCUCUCGAUCACCUCCACCGACCUUUCAACCUUUUGAACCUGGCAAGACAGGGGCGGGAGGACGAGCCAGAGAACCUGACUGUUUCGGAGCCGCGUUCUUCGCCAGACUCGCUAGACCCAAAUUUCAAACCCGAAAAAUUAGAUUCAGGCAGAAUGGACGUGGACGAGGGACUGAGAUCGCCGCACUUCGAUGUCAAAAACGACACGAACGACCACAGUAGCGUGGUGGACAUGGGAGAGGAGAGUCAGGCCAGUGACUCUGCCUUCAAGAACGAUAAGCUGUUCAACGUCGAUAAAAGAUUUGAUCAAGAGAAAACCUUUGAAAGUGAGAAGGACUACAACGAAGAUAAGAGUCUUGAGGGCGAAAGGAGGUACGAAGAGGACAAUCGAAGCAGCGAGGAGAAGGCACUCGAUGAAAUCAAGAAGAUGAGCGAUGAAGCCAACUUCGAGGAAGAGUCCGCCUUUGGCAAGAAGUAUGAGGAGGACAAGUUUGAAGAGGACAAAUUCGAGGGGGACAAAUUCGAGGGGGAAAACAAGUUCGAGGAGGAAAACAAGUUCGAGGGAGACAAGUACGAGGGUGAGAAAUACGACAACGACUCCAACUUCGAGAGGGAGAGCAGGCUGUCCAAAGAAAGUUUUCUCGAUUCUCAGGAGAUGCGAACCUUGAUGGAGAAGAAGAGCCCCGAGAGGGACCUCAGCGCUGACCAGACACCUCUCGACAUUCGUGUUCGAACUGAACGCGAACUCAAAGACUACAAUGAAGGAAACGGCGGGGGAAACGUAAGUGGCGGCGGCAGCAGCGGAGGCGGCGCCAGUGCCGCCAAGGAGGAGCAGGACAGAGACAGCAGCGAUUCCCGAUCCGUCACCUCUGAGCAGCCGACGGAUCUCAGGAUGCGGCCAGACUUUCGUCCGCUGGGAAUGCCGACCAUCCCCUUCUCGGGUCCCAGAAUGCCCCUUAACUUCCCUUUCCUCCCUGGACUUCCUACCUCAUUCCCAGCCCCCAUGGGCCCUCCACCGAACAUAACGGCGGUGCCCCCUGGCAUCGACCCCGCCAAGGACCCUAAUAUCUAUACCAACCUCUUGCCCAAGCCAGGCAGCAACGACAACUCGUGGGAGGCGCUCAUCGAGAUACAGAAGACGAGCGAAACCAUGAAACUUGAGCAGCUCGUGAAUAACAUCGAGAACAAACUGACGGAUCCAAAUCAGUGUGUGAUUUGUCACAGAGUUCUUUCGUGCAAAUCAGCCCUCCAGAUGCACUACCGCACCCACACUGGCGAGCGGCCCUUCAAGUGCAAGAUUUGUGGGCGAGCUUUCACCACCAAAGGAAAUCUCAAGACCCACAUGGGUGUGCAUCGUGCCAAGCCGCCCAUGCGCAUGUUGCAUCAGUGUCCGGUGUGCCACAAGAAAUACACCAAUGCGCUGGUGUUGCAACAACACAUCCGUCAGCACACGGGAGAGCCCACAGACCUCAGCCCCGAGCAAAUCGCCGCCGCCGAAGUGAGGGACUACCCACACUUGCACACCCCCACCUCCCUGCCACAGAUGAUGCCUUCUGGCUUCCCGCUCCCCCCGCCGCCCCUCCAAGGCUUCCCGCCACUUCCUCUCCAUUUGCGAUUCCAGCUCUCACCGGAGGCCAUGCGGCACCGCGAGAUGAUGGAGAGCGAGGAGCGCGGCACGGAGGACGACAAGUACCUGCGGCCUUUCAGCACCUCGUCCAGGUCCUCCUCGACGGGAAGCGCAGAGCAGCGCACGGCAGAGGACCUCACCAUGAGGGCCCGGGAAGACUCCUUCAACGGCAUGACAUCCCCACGAGUAUCUGUGUCGCCCACACCCUCAGAUUACUCCGAUAUUGGUGAUCGAUCUCACGACGCCCCAGGCGGCGACAGCCAAGUGUCACCGUCUGAUCAGCAGCAAGCGCUGGGAAGCGCUGUCAGCCCCGCCGUCAGCACUGGUAGCCAGGAUGGUGGAGUCUCACUCCCGCUGGACCUGGUGUCCCGCCCACACCCCAACCUCUAUUCUCCCUUCGGCCUCUUCCCACCGCCCCUCACCACCGCUGCCAUGACGCCGAGCACACACAGCCUGCCAGGACUCAACCCGCUCUUCCUGCCCAAUGUUCCAGGUCGAGGUAACACCACGUGCCAGCUGUGCUUCAAGACCUUUGCGUGUCAGUCUGCAUUGGAGAUCCACUACCGCUCACACACCAAGGAGCGGCCCUUCAAGUGCUCCAUCUGUGACCGAGGCUUCUCCACUAAGGGGAAUAUGAAGCAGCACAUGUUGACCCACAAGAUUCGUGACGGCUGUCGUGACCUUCCACAAGACGGCGCCUCCAAAGCCAACGGCACCAGCGUCUCCACCCCGGACACCUCCUCCUCCAUCUCGCCCUCCCUCACCUCGCCCUCUCCCCUCUCACUCCCAGCUUCCUUAGUCACCUCGCUCCCUGCAACACUGGCCUCCCCUCUCCCCUCAUCACUUCACUCUCCGCUCCCAACUUCCCUACAUUCUCCCCUCGCUACCUCCUUACACUCGCCUCUCGCCACAUCUAUCCACUCCCCGCUACCCACGUCCAUCCACUCCCCUCUCCCACCCUCCCUCCCUCCGGCCGUGGCUGCUGCGCUCCUCCACCAGGCGAGGGAGGAGGAUAAAAUGGUGGACUUCAGAGUGAAGAGAGAAAGGGAGGGAGAGAAUAUGCUGCCGGUGCCCAAGCGAGCCUCGGGCCCCGGGUGCGAGGGUGAAUUGUUAGAAGGAGCACCUCCCGAGGCAGAGGCUCAGCCCACUCCUGACGCGGCCCCGUGUCCCUCUCCUGCCCCCGAAGUCAUGCCAUUGACACGCACGUGAUCUCCGCCACUCCUAGACGACUGAGGUGGUCCACGGCCCCGUCAGUAGCCGGCCCCUGUGCUAUCCCGAGUGACCAGGCCAGCCUCGCCACCCUCCCGCCGUGCGCCGCGACGCCUCCACUCCGGCCACCGACACAGUGUGAUGCACAGCGCAGCUCGGCGUCGUGUGGGGGCCGUUGGAGGCACGGAGGACGGCGGUCAGACUGUGCACUCUGGGAGGACAAAAAUUUGACGGUGGUGGCAGAUGUUUAGCUGCCAUGACCCUCCGUGACCAAGGUGGACCCCUCCCCCACCCCUCCUCCCGCCCCAUGAGCGGCGGCAGCAGCAGAAGCGUCGCGCCGACAGGGUGACUCCUGCUUCCAAAGUGCAAAGAUCUCACCUUCGCGUCGCUGGAAAUCCCCAGUUUCGUUUCAUGUGUUAUUUCAUGUGUCAACCAAGAGAAGUGACUCGCCUCAGAGCGUCCACCCGGGGCCCGCCUGACCGCCCCUCGUGCACCACCUUAGUUCCUCUCACUCUAGUCUCCCGUCCCGCUUGGUUGGAUCCUCAGCCCCGCAGCCCCGCAGCCACGGCCAGACAUUCUAUCCGCCGCAAUCCCCCGCAGGACUCAUCACCGCACGCCAGGGCGAGGCGAGGCCAGGCCAUGCCGGCUGAGGCUGGGACUCAUGCCUCCGCGGCCCGGCAUGAAGCCAGGCACCGGGGAAAUAUGUGACCCUGCCUGACCCCCGCGGUCCGGAAGUGAUGUCACAAGCGCUAUCUUUGGGAAUGGGCAUUUCUUAGACAAACCCUGAACUCUGUGAUACUCUAGUUGAUUUUUCCUUGUUACUGGGGUAGAUUUGUGCGUCAGCCUGAAGCAGCCAUCGGACACACCAGCGCCCCACGCGAUGAGACUGACUGACUCCCACAAACUUGAGUGUCCCUCCGCACACCUCCAAGGUGCUGCUGCACACCUGCGCGCGAACAGUGAAUUGUGAAAGUAAGGCAUGUGGAGGGCGGCGAUGCCAAGCUGCUCCUGUUACACGGCAAGGUACAUAAUGGCCGUGACAGAUUCUCUCUCUCUCUCUCUCUCUCUCUCUCUCUCUCUCUCUCUCUCUCUCUCUCUCUCUCUCUCUCUCUCUCUCUGCAACAAACAGUGCAAUAUUGGCCAGCGCGUCGGCAACAGGCGGCGGUGCCCUUUACGAUGCCUCCUCCUCCAGGUGGCCAAGGAUUCCAAGGGCAAAGGCGGCCAGCAAACGUGUGUGCGUGUUCAGCGGGGUCUCGUGGGGUCGCUGCUGCUGCACACCAAACCCACCCGCACCACCCACCCACGCCAUCACUACCCACACCACCCACCACCUUCCCUGUAUCAGCCGGAAUGUUGUUGUGUUGUGUCCCUUCCCCUCCCUCUAUCUAUCCAUCCAUCCAUCCAUCCAUCCAUCCCCAUCUUCUCCACCUCCCCGGUCGUGUGUGCGUGUAUGUGUGCGCGUACGUACGUGCGUGUGCGUGAAUCUCUUGACCUGGCGUCGUGUUAUUACCGGGACGCAAACCGGCGAGGCUGAAGGGAAGGAAGGCGCUGCAGGUCGUGUGUCCUCUCAACAUAUCCCGCGCGAGGGAGUCGGAAGGGUCAGUCGGUGUUCUGAGAGAAAACAAACAAAAUACAAACCAAGAGAAGGCUGAAUUGCGCUGCUGAAAACUUGGAUAUCUUUGUCCCCACCCCCUCUCGUCUUACCCUUACUCCCUCCCCUUGUCCGCUGCCACCUUCCGACACACACACACACACACACACACACACACACACACACACACACACACACACACACACACACUACUCAUCUCCCAUCCACCUCAUUCCACUUCAUUCAACCCCACACCACCUCAUUAUCACAUCGAACCAAGCCUCCAUCCUCUCCUCUUUCCGGGACAGUCCUCACAUUAAACACUCACUCACUCACACACGCACACACACAUACACAUACACACACACACACACACACACACACACACACACACACACACACACACACACACACGAGUGGCAUUGGUUGGACUUAUUAGGUGAUGACUAAAAAAGAAGCCCUUACCUUUACCACCAGUGUCACCACCACCACCACCACCCCUGGACAUGGUCACACCGUCAGCAGCCGCGGGAGUCUUCGGUUUACCUCAGUAGUUCGUGUCUGUGACAGCUACAGCAACAACAGCGAAGGACUCUUGCUGCCAUGAAAAAUAUAUAUAAAAAAAAAGAAUAAAAAAAAGAACCCUCGCACGGAAGUCAAACUUUCAACAUUUUGUACAAUUUUAAUGGAUUAUAGACGAUUACCGGUAGAUUUCUCGCUUUUUUAUGAGGAAAAAUAUAUAUAUGUAGUGUCCCUGUAAAAAAUAACGAUGUUUAGGUAAAAAAAGCCAAUAUGAUAUCACUUAAUAAGAUAUCGAUUCAUAUGUUGUAGAUAAUCAAGUCACACGUGGAAGGAGCCGAGGUUUGUAUAGCAUUAGAGCACACGCAUGCCUGUCCGCUGGCUAUUUAUCAUAUCAGAUCUCUAUGUGUACGUGUGUGGCGUAGAUGCUGGCACGAAGGGUCAAGGGAGCAGGUUAAGGAUGACGAUAAUAGAGUUAAGGUUUACCCGUAGACAUAGACGGCUUCACACACCAGCAACCUUUCUUUAAAAAUAACAAUAUAUAUGUAAAAAAAUAUAUAUAUACAUAGCUUCUUUUCCCUCCCUUCCUUAACCUCUCUCUCUCUCUCUCUCUCUCUCUCUCUCUCUCUCUCUCUCUCUCUCUCUCUCUCUCUCUCUCUCUCUCUCUCUCUCUCUCUCUCUCUCUCCAUCCUAGCCAGCCGUAGAGAGUCCCGCGGUUGAGACAUGACAAAAAGCCUCUCCAGAACCCUACUGGUCCCUGUUAUCCUCUCGGUCUCCCUCUCUAUCUCUCCGCCUCUCUUUACCUUCAACGUGCACGGAUCAGCGAGGCUCCCCUGGGUGUACGUCUGUGAUACGGCCGAGCUGACCGCGCACACAGUGAAGUCAUUCCAGUGUCAUGCUCAGCCACCGACCCGUCUGGCCCUCCCCUCCUUCCUUCCAGCCCUUCAUGUCUCUGCCUCAGUCUGCCCUCCAAUAGACCCCGUCAGUCACAGAAAAUGGACCCUCUCCUCCCUGGACUCCGGUGGAUCCUGGAACUUUUUUACCUUCCUCGUUUUCUUUGCCUGUCCCUCAUUUCCCCCGUUCUUCCCUCCUUCAUCUGUGUCUGUGGCGCGUCAGCCAUCUCCAGCCUCCUUAGACUCCUCCGAAGCUCCCUGUGUCGUUACUUGUACCGGAUCUAGAGAGUAAUCAUAUUAUUUUGAUAUCUGUGUGAGAACCUAACUCGCUAUCUGCACGUCUCGGCCCGGGAACAGAGGAGAAGCUAUUUUUGUACUAUUCUAUGAUAGCCGUUCCCGGGGUGAGACCUGCCUCCGCCUGCCCUGUAAUACCACGUGACACACCGUGAGCCGCGUCGCUCUAGUUGUAAUAAAGCCAGUUUGUCAGCAGCAUCCUUCAUAAUUAAAAGAGUACCAUUGUA
Molecule: messenger RNA, 9562 nt
Organism: Scylla paramamosain (green mud crab)
Lineage: Eukaryota; Metazoa; Arthropoda; Malacostraca; Decapoda; Portunidae
Product: homeotic protein spalt-major-like
Exons: 6
Coding region: 1563-6038 (1491 amino acids)
Biological process (GO): regulation of transcription by RNA polymerase II
Cellular component (GO): nucleus
Molecular function (GO): DNA-binding transcription factor activity, RNA polymerase II-specific; RNA polymerase II cis-regulatory region sequence-specific DNA binding
Source: RefSeq, a predicted model, not a curated record